AUAAAAGCAAAUGUCUUCUACAGGCUCUGGCUGUGUGAUGGGCUUUCAUGGAGUCAACAAGUUAAUUAUGAACCCAACUUCCAAGUGGGUAAGAAGUAUAUCUACAACUAUGAAAGCAUCCUUUUAAGUGGACUACCUGAAAAGGGAUUGGGAAGAGCUGGGGUAAGCCUGAAAAGUGAAGUUGAAGUCAGUGGUAAAAAACUCAAAUUCCCAGUUAUGAAGAUUGGAAUUAGUGGUCGCUGUAAUACAACGUACUUUAUUAAAGAAGACAAAAAAUACAACUUGGCCCAUGUCACUAAGUCAAAAGAUUUGAAUGACUGUAAGGAAAGUGUCCAGAUGCAUACUGGAUUUGCUUAUGCCGUCAAAUGCAAGGAAUGUAAACCGAUCACUUUCAGGAGCUUGUUUUUAGAUAUCAUCCCUGCUGUGGCCAGUCUACAGGCCAUGAAGUUUCUAAGGCUUAAAACUGACCAGCAGGAACUCAAUGCUUGGGAGACUUUUCAGUCUGUGCUUUUGACUCUGCAUUUCUGUACCACGACGCAGGAAGCUGUUGAUGAAGCCAAGUUGAUACUGAAAAAUACCCAGUCACAUCCAUGGGAUAUCCUCCGCAUCACUGGGUUUCUUGCCUAUGGGUCACUGGUUUAUAAGCAUUGUGCUAAGUCAAUGAACUGCUCAGAAUCACCUCUCCAGGUAAGUCUCUUGACUUUUCUCUCUUCCACUCUAUUCGAAUGUCUCAUUUAACCUCCCCAUAUGCUGUUGUGGAGCUAGAACCCUAAGCUUGCCUUACUUUGUUGUGGGCCUGGAGAGCCUGGCAUUCCUGCAAAGGCCUCUGGGUAGACGAGGUAGCUGAGGGAGAAACUUGGGAAAUGCAUUCCCAUAG
Phascolarctos cinereus (koala) is the source of this 877-nucleotide messenger RNA. NCBI's taxonomy places the organism in Eukaryota, Metazoa, Chordata, Mammalia, Diprotodontia, Phascolarctidae. The record is from RefSeq and is a predicted model, not a curated record.